Entelurus aequoreus (snake pipefish) is the source of this 4858-nucleotide messenger RNA. RefSeq names its product thrombospondin type-1 domain-containing protein 7A-like. Gene Ontology annotation, biological process: actin cytoskeleton organization. The record is from RefSeq and is a predicted model, not a curated record. Gene Ontology annotation, cellular component: plasma membrane. Lineage: Eukaryota; Metazoa; Chordata; Actinopteri; Syngnathiformes; Syngnathidae.
AUGGCCCAGGCGGACAACUCUGAGGGCGCGAGCCUGCCUUCAGUGCGUCAUGGCGCCCGCCUGCCAGCGGGGGGAGCGGCGGGACACGCCGACAUCUACGAGUCGUGGUACGCGCUGUCGCUGGUGAGGUCCGAGACAUGUCUGAGAAGUUGGUCUCUGUUCGAUGGCUGGCCUCGUUCUGUCCCUCAGCACGCCAUCAGCUCCAACGCAUGGCGUUUGCGGAAAAGCAAGACCCGUCAAGAGACAAGCUUCUGCUCUCAUGAGUCGCUUCCAGUCACCUACCAAGCAUGUGUCAUGCCCAAGGACUGUGAUGUGAGCGACUGGUCUGAGUGGUCCGCUUGCUCCAGGGACUGCUACCGCCCCGACGGGCCCGAAGGAGAGCAGACUCGGACACGAAAAGUGGGCCAGUUCCCCAUCGGAGGAGGAGCCGAGUGUCCUGAGCUGGAGGAGAAGCAGCCGUGUCGUCCUGGAGAGACUGUCACCCCGUGCAUAGUACACAGCUGGAAGACCAGCGAGUGGACAGAGUGCAGGGUGGACAUGUUGCUGAGUCAGCAGGAUCGUCGCAGGGGAAACCAAACCAGCUUGUGUGGAGGCGGCAUUCAGACCCGAGAGGUUUACUGCGUCCAGGAUGGAGCGGAGAGAACAUCCAACCUCAGUUCUCUCAGGACCAAAGAAGUGUGGCGUCCCGUGGACAACAGUCUGUGUUUGGCGGCCCCCCCCAACACCAGCCAGCUCUGCCACAUCAACUGUCCCGUCCAGUGUGACCUCUCGUCCUGGAGCGCCUGGGGACCCUGCACCUACGAAAACUGCCAGGACCCCAGCGCUAAGAAAGGUUUCAAGAUGAGGAAGAGGAAGAUCGUGAGCGGUCCACCAGGUGGGACGGGUAACUGUCCCCACCUGGUGGAGGCCAUCCCGUGUGAAGACCCAAGUUGUUUUGAUUGGUUGCUGCUCAGACUGGACUCGUGUGUUCCUGACAACCACAAGGACUGUGGACCAGGAACCCAGAAUCCUCAAGUUCAGUGCGUCAACAGCGAAGGCCAGCAUGUGGAGCGCCAACUAUGCCGGGAUGCCAUCCUUCCCAUGCCAGUCAUCUGUGAGGUGCCUUGCCCGAAGGACUGUGCACUCAGCCCUUGGACUUCCUGGUCCCUCUGCUCCCACACCUGCUCUGGGAAAAACACAGAGGGCAAGCAGACCCGAGCUCGCUCCAUCUUGGCGUAUCACGCAGCGGAAGGUGGAGUGCAGUGCCCCAACAUCAGUGCCUUACAGGAAGUGCGUAGCUGCAACGAGCACGCGUGUACUGUGUACCACUGGCAGACGGGCCCUUGGGGCCAAUGCAUGGAGGACUCCUCCGUCCCCGCCGCCAACACGUCCACGGGACGAGGGCGUGGAAACGAUGCUUCCUGCUCCGUGGGGAUGCAAACACGCAAAGUCAUCUGUGUGCGGGUCAACGUGGGCCAGGUUCCUCCCAAAAAGUGUCCAGAGAGUCUGCGUCCAGACACGGUGCGACCGUGCCUGCUGCCCUGCAAGAGAGACUGUGUUGUCACGUCUUACAGUGACUGGAGCAGCUGUCCUUCUACCUGUCACAUAGGCGGUAAGACGAAGAAGAAGCAGCACAGAAGACGUGUGAUGGUUCAAUUCCCAGCCAAUGGAGGUCAGGACUGUCCUGAAGUGCUGAGUCAGCUCCGAGACUGCGACGCUCCUUCUGUGUGUCCAGGAUACAAAUGGAAAAGCCAUAAAUGGCGGAGAUGUCAAAUGGUCCCAUGGUCCGUUCGUCAGGACAGCCCCGGGUCUGAGGAGACUUGUGGUGCAGGUCUACAGGUUCGAGCUGUUUCCUGCCGCAAGCGAGCGGGCGGACAGGCAGAUGUCGAAGCUUGCCUGAAGUUUUCCAGCGCCAUGCCACCUCUCACCCCCCUGCCGUGCCAGGAGGACUGCCAACUCAGCAGCUGGUCCAAGUUCUCCCCCUGCACGGCCGACUGCGUGGGCGUCAGGGUGCGCAAACGCCUUCUCAUGGGUAAGAGCAAAAAGCGCGAGCAGUGCAAGAACCACCAGGUGUACCCGCUGAGCGAGACCCAGUACUGCCCCUGCAACAAAUACAACGCCCAGCCGGUGGGCAACUGGUCCGACUGCGUCCUGGCGGAGGGCGGACGCACCGAAGGACCGGUGGGCACCAAGGUCCAGGGCGAUACCAAGGAGUGCGGUCAGGGGUAUCGAUACCAGGCCAUGGCGUGCUACGACCAGGAUAACCGUAUCGUGGAGACGUCACGCUGCAACAGUCAUGGUUACAUCGAAGAAGCUUGCAUCAUUCCUUGUCCGUCCGACUGCAAACUCAGCGAGUGGUCCAACUGGUCCAGGUGCAGCAAGUCGUGUGGCAGUGGGGUCAAAGUGCGCUCCAAGUGGCUGAGGGAAAAGCCCUACAACAGCGGGAGGCCGUGUCCUAAACUGGACCAUGUCAACCAGGCCCAAGUGUAUGAAGUGGUGCCUUGCCUCAGUGACUGUGGGCAGCAUGUGUGGCUGGCAGAGCCGUGGAGUGUGUGGAAAGUCAGCCACUCGGACUUGAACAACAACUGUGGUGAAGGCGUUCAGACCAGAAAAGUCCGGUGUAUGCUGAACACCAUCGAUGGGCCCUCGGAGCAGGUGGAGGACUACCUGUGUGACCCCGAGGAGAUGCCUAUGGGUGCUCGGAACAGUCGCUUGCCUUGUCCGGAGGACUGCGUGUUGUCAGACUGGGGACUCUGGAGUCCGUGUCCACUGCCGUGCAACGUGAACCGUACCCGUGAGAGGAAGGCGUAUCUUCUCCGUCAGCCCGGACAGCGACAGGAAUGUCCUCCCAGCAGCCAGACAGAAUCCUGCAAACUCAACAGCAACUGCUUCCACUACUCCUACAACAUCACCGACUGGAGUACGUGUCAACUGAGUGACCGAGCCGUGUGUGGAAACGGCAUCAAGACGCGCAUGCUGGACUGCGUGCGAAGUGACGGCAAAUCUGUCGACCUGACGUUUUGUAACGAGCUCGGCCUGGAGAGGAAGUGGCAGAUGAAUGCUUCCUGUGUCGUCGAAUGUCCUGUCAACUGCCAGCUGUCUGAGUGGGCGCCGUGGUCCCAAUGUACCCACAAGUGCGGACUGCAAGGGAAGCUGUGGAGGCGGAGGACUGUCAUCCAGGCUCCCCAAGGAGACGGCAGGCCGUGUCCGUCCCAGAUGGAGCAGUGGAAGCCCUGCCUGGUGAAGCCCUGCUACACCUGGAGAUACGGUCCCUGGUCCGACUGCAAGUCCGAGGGGGCGACGUGCGGGGACGGUCUGCGCUUCAGGAACAUGUCGUGCUUGGUGACGGAUGGAUCGGACCUCCAGGGAAGUCUGGUGGACGAUGAGCUGUGUGGAGAUCUAGAACUGGUGGUGGACGGGGACCCGCGGGUCACACUGCAGGAGUCCUGCACCGUACCUUGUCCAGGGGAAUGCUACCUGACCGACUGGACCGCUUGGAGUGCGUGCCAGUUGAGUUGUGUGAGCGGGGACGAUCUGGGUUUCGGUUCGGUCCAAGUCCGCUCUCGGGCCGUCGUGGCGCAGGACCCAGAAAAUCUGCUUCAGUGUCCAGGACAGGAGCUGGAAGCACGGCCAUGUACAGAGGGACAGUGUUUGGAAUACAAGUGGCGAGCGGCAGCGUGGAGAGGAUCAUCACGCCACGUGUGGUGCCAACGCUCGGACGGCUUGAACGUCACAGGCGGCUGCCCGGCAACGACACAACCGCUGGCUGACAGAUCAUGUGACCCGGCCUGCACCAAACCUCGAUCUUUUUGUACCGAGGCGGGAGUGUGUGGCUGUGACGAAGGCUACACGGAAGUCAUGACGUCCGACGGCCUACUGGACCAGUGCACCCUCAUCCCAGUGCUGGAGAUUCCCAGCGCCGACGACAACAAAGCAGACGUAAAAACCAUCCGAGCCUUCAACCCCACCCAGCCGGCGGUCAGCCCGCCUGGCAGAGUGGGACGCACCUGGUUUCUGCAGCCCUUCGGUCCAGAUGGCAAGUUGAAGACGUGGGUGUACGGAGUAGCAGCAGGAGUGUUUGUGCUGCUCGUCUUCAUCAUCUCCAUGACCUACUUAGCAUGCAAGAAGCCCAAGAAAGCCCAAAGACGGCAAAUGAACAACCGGCUGAAACCUUUGACCUUGGCCUACGAUGGCGACGCCGACAUGUGACACUCAAACAUCAACACUAGUAUUCAUCCUAGACCUUUUUUUACUUUGGAACAUUUUCUUUCACCAGAGCCUUCAUAACUUUUACAUGCCUUGAAUUAUUGGUGCUUUUACUUUGAAUAUUCGAUUAUUUAGUAUUCUUCUGUUCUGUCGGAACUGAGAGUCAUUUUAUUUAUUUAUUUCAUGUUAUUUAUUCAAUCUUCUGCCUUUUUCUUGUUUUUGUUCCAGGCAUUAUUUUGCACUAUAUUAGUGCAGCAUGUUGCAGAUUUACAGUAAGUACAGUAGAGCUAGACUUUCAUCGCCUCGAAACACACUUUGAGAAACUUUUUAAAAGGUGUACAUUCCACUCUGCCUGCUUUUAUUCUAACUUUUGUUCAACGUUUGUACUUUUGUACAAAAGUGUGAUUGAAGGCUGACUUCAAAUGUAUUCUGUGAUAUUUUCUAUUAUGCGUCGUUUUACAUUCAUUUGACUCACAUCGGACUUUUCAUUGUUUGUCAAAAAGUCAUCAUUGAGGCUUAAAUAGUUUUAAAAUCAUUUUUUGCCUCACAUUCUCCACUUGUUAUGAAGUACAGUAGUACCUCACUUUUUGUCGAUUAGUGGUCAAAAAAGGUUAAAAGCAAAAUCAACCAAAUAUUCUCACAAUAAAAUAAAAACAAUAAUAAUAAUAGAUUU